Pangasianodon hypophthalmus (striped catfish) is the source of this 2192-nucleotide messenger RNA. RefSeq names its product arginyl-tRNA synthetase 1 (gene rars1). Bases 114 to 2093 code for a protein of 659 amino acids. The transcript is spliced from 15 exons. The record is from RefSeq and is a predicted model, not a curated record. Gene Ontology annotation, molecular function: ATP binding; arginine-tRNA ligase activity. Gene Ontology annotation, biological process: arginyl-tRNA aminoacylation. Gene Ontology annotation, cellular component: cytoplasm. Lineage: Eukaryota; Metazoa; Chordata; Actinopteri; Siluriformes; Pangasiidae.
GUGUUUUCCCACAAUCCUGUGCCUGAAGUGAAAGCUAGAUCACAGAUAGAGAGAGAGCACUGGAUAACUUUUACACGCUGUUGUAGCUUUAGAUAUAUAUUUUUUUACUGAAUAUGGGUGACGCUGUGGCAGAGUAUACAGACCGGCUUCAAAACCAGGAGAAGGAGAUCGCGUCUCUCUGGGCUCAGGUGGAGAACCUGAAGAAGGAGACGGAUUUCUCCUCGCCGGCGCUGGAGGAGCUCCGAGAGGAGAACGCCAGGCUGAAAUAUCGCCUGAACAUCCUGAAAAGGAGUAUACAAGAGGAGAACAGCUACAGCAGCAAAAGCAUGACCAACAUCAACCAGAGACUUCAGGAGAUCUUUGGGCAUGCCAUCAGCGUGGCUUACCCCGACGUGGAGAACCCACCGCUCGCUGUCACACCCAACCAACAGCCCAAGUUUGGAGAUUACCAGUGCAACAGUGCCAUGGCAAUGUCUCAGAUGAUGAAGGGAAAAGGACUGAAGGUUAACCCCAGGGAGAUAGCUGAGAAGAUUUCCCAAAACAUUCCUGACAAUGAACUCAUUGAGAGAACAGAAAUUGCUGGACCAGGUUUUAUUAACAUUCAUCUCAAGAAGUCAUUUGUGUCAAAACUUCUCACCAACUUGCUUCUCAGCGGCGUGCAGCCUCCAGCUUUAGACAAGAAAAAGAAGGUAGUCAUCGACUUCUCCUCUCCAAACAUCGCCAAGGAGAUGCACGUCGGUCACUUGCGCUCCACCAUCAUAGGGGACAGCAUGUGUCGUCUCUUUGAGUAUCUAGGCCAUGAUGUCUUAAGGUUGAACCACGUAGGAGAUUGGGGCACACAGUUUGGAAUGCUCAUCGCUCACUUGCAGGACAAGUUCCCAAACUAUCUGAGUGUUUCCCCACCAAUCGGAGACCUCCAGGCUUUUUACAAAGAGUCAAAGAAGCGCUUCGAUGAAGACGAGGAGUUUAAGAAGAAGGCCUAUCAGUGUGUCGUCAGGCUGCAGAGCAAAGAGCCGGACUUCAUCAAGGCCUGGAAUCUGAUCUGUGACGUGUCUCGGGAAGAGUUCCAAAAGGUCUACGACUGCCUGGGUAUCCGUAUUUUGGAGCGAGGAGAGUCGUACUACCAGGAUAUGAUGACCGAAGUGGUGAAGGCGUUUGAGGAGAAAGGCCUGGUGGAGUUGGAUGAGGGCAGGAAGAUCGUAUUCGCCCCUGGUCAGUCCAUCCCUUUGACGGUGGUGAAGUCGGACGGCGGCUACACGUAUGACACGUCGGACCUCGCAGCCCUGCACCAGCGCCUCUUCGAGGAGAAGGCUGACAUCAUCAUCUACGUUACAGACAGCGGACAGGCUAUGCACUUCCAAGUGGUGUUUGCUGCGGCGAGAAUGAUCGGCUGGUAUGACCCCAAGGUCACACGUGUGGAACACGCAGGUUUUGGAGUGGUUCUGGGAGAGGACAGGAAGAAAUUUAAAACCCGCUCGGGGGACACGGUCAGGCUAAUGGACUUGCUGGAAGAGGGUUUGAAGAGAUCCAUGGACAAGCUUAAAGAGAAAGAGAGAGAUAAGGUUUUGACACCGGAAGAGCUGAUCCGGGCACAGCGCGCCGUCGCCUUCGGCUGCAUCAAGUACGCCGACUUGUCCCACAACCGCAUCAACGAUUACGUCUUCUCCUUCGACAAGAUGCUCGACGACAGGGGCAACACUGCUGCUUACCUGCUCUACGCCUUCACCCGCAUCAGGUCCAUAGCCAGGCUGGCCAACAUCGAAGAAGCAGCUCUGCGCAAAGCGGCCGAGACGUGUGAAAUCGUGCUGGAGCACGAGAAGGAAUGGAAGCUCGGCAAGUGCAUCCUGAGAUUUCCCGAGAUCCUGCAGAAGAUCCUGGAUGACCUGCUGCUGCACACGCUGUGCGACUACCUCUAUGAGCUGGCCACCACCUUCACCGAGUUCUACGACAGCUGCUACUGCGUGGAGAAGGAUCGGCAGACAGGAGAGGUGGUGAAAGUGAACAUGUGGAGGAUGCUCCUGUGUGAGGCCACAGCUGCUGUCAUGGCCAAAGGCUUUGACAUAUUGGGCCUCACUCCAGUCCAGAGGAUGUGACCUAAUGGAUGCCUCGACCACGUGACUCUCCCAGCCAAUUAUUAACAUCCCAUUGAAUUUGUACUGUAAACCAAAUAAAAUCCAAACGGCUUUAAUGUG